UUAAAAUUACUUAAACUUGGCAGAUAACUGCCAUAAUUUAUUUAAAAUUAUUUUUUUAUUUUUUUACUAUAUUAGAAUUAGGUCAACCUAUAUUAAACUGUCUUAUAAUGAGACGGUCUUGGAGUAGUGUUUGUCAUACGCUCAUACCAUUUAAUAGUAGGCCCAUCAUUAUAAUUCUGUGUAACCAAUACGGACUAGAUUAGACGAAUGAGCUGGAAAUUCAUAUUAGUAUUUCUAUAUAAAACGACUCAACGAGACCCCCAACUUUUAGUCCCACAAGGAAGAAAAAACAUUCACGAUUCCCCUAAACCUAAUUUUCAAUCGAAAACUUCUCUCUUAAUCGCCUUUUCUUUCUCUUUUUCGCGUUGAUUCUUCUUUUCUUCUAUCAAUAUCAGGUAUCCUUUACCACUCUUUUCUCUUUCUGCAAUUGAUUUAAGAAAUUUUAGGGUUUUGUUCAUCUUUAUCAUGAUGCUUGAAAAUACUAAGAAUAUUUUAGGGUUUUGCUUUGGGUAUUUUCUGACAGUUGAGCAUUAUAGAAAAUUGUGGGCUGUUUCUUGAUUCUAAUUUGGAAACUUUUCCCUCAAUUAUGUUUCUGGAUGAUUUAUUCGUACUUCCUUGCAUGGCUACUAAACCGCUUACAACUGAGGCCAUUGCUCUCACCGAGAAAAAAAUGGACAUGAGUUUAGAUGAUAUUAUUAAGAUGUCUAAAACAAAUACCGGGAAAUCAAAGAAGCAGAGGGAAUCGAAUAGAAAUAGGAAACCUAGUAAUGCUAGACAAGAUAAAACUUUGAAGGUACGGCAAUAUAUGGAAUCAAGGUCGACUCUUAGACAGGGGGCUCUUGCUCAGAGAAGGUCCAACUUUCAGGGGAGAAGUUUCCCGUUGCCAUCUGAUGCUGCUCGAAAGGCAAUGGUUGCCCCCUUCCGCAAUGGUGGUUUUAACCACAACAGGUCUACUGAUUGGAGCAGACCAAGGCCUACUGGUCCACCAAGACGUCAGGGUAAUGCAUCAAUUAGACACAAUGCUUUUAAGACACAGCCACAGCAGCAACAGAGCCAACAACUGCAACAAAAACAGCGACACCAACCUUUCCAGAGGGAGGAAAUGAUCCCGAUCCAUAAACCAAAAACAUUGGAUUCACUGUUUGCUAACAUGAAGGAGCAGAGGAUGAGAGCCGUUACUCGCACAAACAACAGCAAUGCAGUACGGGGUACGAAUACUCAGCCAAGGCAACCUUGGUUAAGGGGUCGUUUUGGCAGCUACAGGAGUUAAGCGGAUGGUUAAUUCGAUGGACUGUGCUUGUUGCAACAUGCAAGUAUGAUAUAUUAGUUUUGUCGGAAAUGAAACAUGUUUUCUGGCCUUUGGAGGUCUUUAUUCCUAUCUCUAUAGGGCAGAUUUCACCUUUCAUAAACCAAGCUCGUUCAGUUGUCUCCUACAUAUAUCACCUUUGAUCUCAUUUGGAAAUCUGUUUGUACAGGCGUGGUUUAUGCUUUACUAAAACGGUUUAUCUGCAGUUAUAAAUGCCUUUUUCCUGAAGAUUAGGUCUUCCUGUUAUUGAUCAAGUGUAGAUUUUAUUGUUUCAAAAUAAAAUUUUGUAGUAUUUUUUCA
Messenger RNA from Amaranthus tricolor (Joseph's coat), 1606 nucleotides. RefSeq lists its product as uncharacterized. The transcript has 7 exons. The record is from RefSeq and is a predicted model, not a curated record. Lineage: Eukaryota; Viridiplantae; Streptophyta; Magnoliopsida; Caryophyllales; Amaranthaceae. The coding region runs from base 587 to 1270 and encodes 227 amino acids.